Messenger RNA from Helianthus annuus (common sunflower), 2368 nucleotides. RefSeq lists its product as uncharacterized. The coding region runs from base 402 to 1703 and encodes 433 amino acids. Lineage: Eukaryota; Viridiplantae; Streptophyta; Magnoliopsida; Asterales; Asteraceae. The transcript is spliced from 11 exons. The record is from RefSeq and is a predicted model, not a curated record.
CCCUAUCUUUUUAAGAAAACUAUGGAAACCCAUUGUGAACCAUUGAUUAGCUUACAUCAAACUUGAUCAAAGGCCAUAAUUAUUUUGGUAUGAAUAAAAAUAAAAAGAAAUAAAAAGGACUGCCAUUUUUUACCAUCCAAGGGCAUUUUCGGAAGUGAACAUACACAUUGGGAAACAGAAACCACUGCCAUGCAGUAGCCGUCUAAUCAAAGAAGUGUAAACAAAAUUCAAAAAUUUAUCUUCUUUUCCAUUAUACUCAUUUCUCCCCUCCUGUUCAUGUUUCUCUCUCGUCCCUAACCCUAACACAAUUCAAAAGUUUUUCUUCUUUACCAUUCAAAAGAAACAUUGAAAAGCUACUCCCCAAACCCUAACACAGAAGCCGAUAGUGUCCAGCUUGGAGAAUGAGAAAGUCGUUCAUAAUCUUGUCGUCGUCGUUGAAGCUGAAACGAUUAAGGAAGAUUCAGACUUCAAGUAAAAGGACUUCGAAACACAGGUUAGGGCAAAAAAGGUCUAAGAGCCCUAGCGUUGUGAUUUUAUCCGACGAACCCAAGUCCGGACCUUCCAAACAACAAUCUGACUUUGGUCCGACCCAACGGGAGUUAGUGUAUGAUGAUACCGAUAGUGUGUCAGCAAGCCAUGGGAAAAGACGGAAAACAGGUUGUGUGGAAAGCAAACGGGGACAUAACAAAAAGCACAGUGGGAAGAAAAGCAUUGUCGGGGAUAUUUCUGGGUGUGGAAAUAAAAGAAAACGUGCAGGUGAAAGAAACAGCGCCGAUGACAAUUAUGGCAAUGUAAUGCGAAAAAACCGUGUAAGUAGGGCAGAAGUGACGGCUACAUCGAAGGGCGGGGCGUUAAGGACCAAAAAGAAGAAGGGUUCAGAUGACAAUGGGAAAGGUAAAGCAGGGAAACCAAAGGUAGUUGGUAACAAACCGGAAAAGGUUCAGAAAGCCCGUAAGCGAGCAAAAAAGGAUGAAUUUCCAGGCAUAAGGACAAGAUCUGCACCAUUGCUGUUUUAUAAGUGUGUACGGGCAUUGACAGAACAACAACGUGACGCAGUCAGGGAAAUGGGCUUUGGACGUUUGCUAACUUUCAGCAUUGAUGGUUUGCCGGCUAAGUUAGGUUAUUUUGUUGUGGACAAUUUUAAUCCAGAUAAGAUGGUGAUAUGUACGCCUGCCGGUGAUAUCAAGGUGAACAGGAAAGUGAUACAUAAGUUAUUAGGGAUUCCGACUGGUGGACAAAAGUUUAGUUCGAUUGGUAAGCUGCCGAUGCUGACUGAUGCCAUUGCGGAUUGGAGGGCGAGAUACCCGGGGGCAAUGGUGCCUCCAACAAAGAUGGUGAAAAUGAUAGAUGAGUCCGAUGGCGAAGACAGUUUUGAUUUCAGGAUGGAUUUUGUAAUGUGUUUUGUGGCAGUGCUGGUUGAUUGUUAUAAACAAAGUUGUUUACGGGAAGAAAUCUUGGAGUAUCUGGAUGAAGAAAUGGACUUUGCAACAAUAGACUGGUGUGACCUUGUUGUAGAAAAGCUGAGAACUUGCAAGGAUACCUGGAAUCGGCUUGACCCACAAAGUUUCUUCGUCGGUCCUCUAGCGAUUCUGAUGUUGUUGUACGUUGAUAGCAUUGAGUGCACGGGGAUGGAGGUAGACAGUGCGGUGUGUCAUUUAGCUUUUUGGAACUUGAAAAGAUUGAGAGAGAGAGAAAGGCUUUAAAUCCUUGCUGGUGGGUUUGGAACAGGACGGUUUAAAGGAUUAACACGUCCCAGAAACUAUAACGUGGAACACUGGGCAACUAAAGAGGAGAGGUUGACGAUAGUACGACAGUUAAUAUGCGUGACAAAGAAGAACAAAGUCAAAAUUGAGGGUAUGUUAGAAUCGCUAUUGGUGGAGAGCCAUGAAGACGAAGAAGUACAAGCGUUGAAGGCAACGUUUGAAAGUAUGUUUGAGAAGAAAGUUAGUGAAAGGGAGGAUCACGAUGACGCGGUAGAUUUAGCGUCACACAAGAUCAAUUCGGUCUUGGGAGAUUUGAGAAAUGAUGAAAGGUUUCACAUCAACGAAGGAGAGAACGCUGGGGAUGGCAUGGACGACGAUUUUUCGGAUGGGUCACCAAUAGCAAGCUUGUACAGGAAGUCGCUUAUCCGGCAAAACAAAAAAAUCAGUAAAAGUAGAUUGAAAGCUGUAGGAUCUUCAGCAAUAGACUUUGAUGCCUAAGAAGCUGAUGUUGCGGGCCAAUCAUUCGUAGAUGAUGGUGGAGAAGACUAUGCUGAAAAGAUGGAAGAUGGUGGAAAGUCGGGUCUGGUGCGGAGAUCUGCAAGACUUGAGAAGUUAAAGCAUGUUAGUAAGGCAGAAGAAGGGUUUGUGACCCCAAAAAGAAGAAA